This is a messenger RNA of Cadophora gregata, 204 nucleotides long. RefSeq lists its product as uncharacterized. Bases 1 to 204 code for a protein of 67 amino acids. Lineage: Eukaryota; Fungi; Ascomycota; Leotiomycetes; Helotiales; Ploettnerulaceae. The transcript has 2 exons. The record is from RefSeq and is a predicted model, not a curated record.
AUGUCCUUCUUCCAAUCCUUCCUGAACCUAAAGCCCCAAACCCGCAUCCUCGUCGGCAUCGGCUUCCUCGCCUGGGGCACCGUCGGCCUAUACGUCACCGACCGCGCCGAAUCAAGACUCGGACUAGCAGCCACGGAGGAAGAUCGCCAGGCGUUGAAGAGCGGGCUGCCUAGGAUACAGAUUGUCGAACGGGAGGAGAGGUGA